AUUCUGAAUUAUUUCGCGAUCGAACCUCGCCGAGGUAACAAUGCGAGUCUACGGGUGCUUGGCGAUAUUUUUUGCGACAAGUUGUUUGUCGAAUGGGUCGCAAAGUUUGGAAAUUCCGCCGUAUUUGAAAAUAUGCCACCGGAGUGAUCCAAACUUGAACGAAUGCGUCAAGCAGAGCGUGAAUUUGUUGAAACCGUAUUUAAAGGAUGGUAUCGAGGCUCUUCGAAUUCCACCCUGCGAACCUCUACAUUUGUCGAAGAUAGAAAUCAAUCAGUCUUCUGGUCCGAUCUACAUCCACGCGACAUACACAAACAUCUCCAUCUUCGAUGGCACAAAUAUUGUACCUAAAGGCAUCAAAGUCGACUUGGACAAAAAUCGAAUGCGGCUGAAAUUCCACAUUCCACGCUUGAGGAUGAUCGCGAAUUACAAUUUGAAUGGAAGAAUAAUGCUGCUGCCCAUCGUCGGAAAUGGCAUCGGACACGGGAAUUUCACGGACAUCGACGCCAUUAUCACUCUUCAAAUGGAACGCUACCGGAACCGUGAAACCGGACAGAAUCAUCAACGCGUCGGCGACAUUUACGUAGACUUCGAGAUGGACCACGCGUCCAUGCACUUGGACAAUUUGUUUGACGGCGAUCAGACGCUCUCGGCGGCCAUGAAUCUUUUCUUGAAUGACAAUUGGAGGACCGUGGUGGCGGAGAUCAAGCCAAAACUCGAAGAGAAAAUCGGCGAGCUGAUCAAAGACUUCACCAAUACGAUUUUCUCGGAGUUCCCCGAAGACGUGUUGCUGCCACCCUGAAAAUGAAUUUAUAAAUAAUUUCUAACUAUUGAAAAAUAUUUUUAGAAUACACAACUUAAAGUAGAAUGUACUUUUUUAAGUGUUUCAGGCGUGUACAUUUUUUUGUAAUAUUUUUCUUAUAAGAA
Nomia melanderi (Alkali bee) is the source of this 924-nucleotide messenger RNA. RefSeq names its product protein takeout. The record is from RefSeq and is a predicted model, not a curated record. NCBI's taxonomy places the organism in Eukaryota, Metazoa, Arthropoda, Insecta, Hymenoptera, Halictidae. Gene Ontology annotation, biological process: multicellular organismal reproductive process.